GCCUGUUGAUCCAACAAGUUUAAACCCCUCUGCUCGUGUGCGGACUCAGACACCGGCGGGGAUUUAGAGCGUUUUCUGUUCGUCUGAUUCAGUGUGGUCUCUCCAGGCGUUUGAACGCUCAGUUUGUGGCUUUCACUGAAACAAUGCAGCUAAAUGCUACGCGUCCGAGCCUUUGAGAUGGAGAAAGCUCUAACAGAAGAUGACUGCGUGGAUUCAGGAGCCGAGACUGGAGGCCAUUAAACAAAGAUGUGCCUCGUUGUCUCCUGCGGUCUGAUUACAGUCCCUUGUCCUCAACAAGCAGUGGAGGUGACUUAUCCAUGGGUGAGCUCCAGGAUCCCUUCCUUGUCAGCAUCCACCUCAUUGCUGACCCCGGCGAGGGCAAGUUCCUGCAGCAUGCUGCCGACGCCGUGCUGGCGUGGGUUCACCCUGAACUGCAGCUCUUCAGGGUCUCAGAGCGAGCCUCCGUCUCUCAGCGACCUCGGGCAAAGCGGCAUCAAAAUGGAAGCCCAGCUUCAGCCUGCCAGCCAGCCCUGGCAGUCAUCCUGUUCCUCCAGGAGGCCUACGGCGGUGAUGAGCACAUACUGAUGCUGCAUCGCGCUCUGCAACGGCCGCCCUGGCACUACCACCAUACUGAAAAAGUCAGCAAUGGCCGGCGGAUGCUACCGUUGACCCCAUGCAGUCAGGACUUUUUCACUCUGUCUCCCGGCACGCCGCUCUGGGCCGUGCGGCAGGUCCAUUAUGGGAAGGAAAUCGUGCGUUUCACAGUCUAUUGCCGCCAUGAAAACUAUGUUGAUAUGGUGCGGCUGUACAAGCUGCUGCUUCAGCGGAGGGUUGCACAAAAGAAGGAUGACUUUUGCUUCUUUGUGGUGUACUCCAACCCUGAUAUGGAGAUCCAGCUGUCCUUUAAGAGACUCCCACGAGGCCACAGUCCCCUGGUGUUGGACUCUGCAGUAAUGGAGGUGAGGGUCCGGGACGUCGGAGUGCUGGUGCCCCUGCUGCCACACCCUUGCAGUCCAAUCAGUGAGGUGCGCUGGCAAACGGAGGACUACGAUGGAAAUAAGAUCCUACUGCAGGUCCAGGGUGCAUACUGCAAACACAGACAUGAUCCCUGCUACAGAUCAUGCACGGUCACUGAAUCAGCCUCGGCUCCGUCCACCUUCACCCGCAGCGCCACCUCUCACAGGAACCGCCGUUACCAUCAACGGAUGCCACCUCGUCCCAAAGUCCACCCGACCUCCCACUACUCCAUGCCUCUGGCAUGUGAGGAGCCAGACGAGCAGGAGCAGUGGCCAGACCAACAACAUCCUGACAGCUGGAGGUCCCAUUGGACGGGCAAUUGGUCCGGAUCCCUCUUCUCUCUACCCAACAUGGGCUCAGCCAGCUCCCGCUCUGCCUGUUCCUCUCCGGGUCCUUGUCCCAGCCCCAAUUACAGAAGCCACUCCCUUCACCGGAGUUCUUCGCUCAUCCCGCCCUUCCGCCUUAAUGUGGACGCUCUGAUCGGGGCAGAGGAGACGGAUGUAGACACGGGGAACAAGGUAAAUCCAGGUAGCCACGUGGACCUCACAGUUGUGUCUGCGUACGUCAAAUCGAGCCUCCCACAGACUCCUCGGCCAUUAUCGGCCCCACCAGAAGACAUCGGACCCCGCCUCUCUCCCGUCACCCAAGAGGGCACCUACAAAUCGGCCACUCUGGGCCGGACUCCAAACAGCUUCUCCAUCAAAAGCUCUCAGUCUGCCUUGCAGUUGUCGUGUCCCCAAAGCACCAGUGCAAACACACUGUCCUCAGCUUCAGUAAACGAGUCAGACAGCUGCAGCAUAAUUAGUGUGCCAGUUGAAGAGAAAGACAUGACAGAAGAGGAAGAACAAGAAUUCUACAUCUGAUCUUUUGCUAAAGGCUCAGAGGACUCAACUCUGGUCAGUAAUAUCAAACCUUAGUGCUGAGACAAUCAUGUAAGCUCUACUCUGCCUCCUGGUGUUUGAUAGUAAAACAACAACAGCAAACUGAAGCAAAGCACAAAGUUUGUUCUGAAAUAUUUGUGAAUGCUGCAUUUUUUUUUUUUUUUUUUUGCAUGUGUAUAUAUAAACUGUAAAUGCUACUUCAUAUGUACUUUCACGCAUUUAAUGGAGAAGUUGCAAAUCUGUGUACAGAAACAUUCAAUAAAAUUGCAAAUUGUUUGUCCCCUUUCAAAUGUGCUGCUUAACACUCCAUUAAACGUAGGGUAGGUGUCACGUUUUCUACAUCACUGAUCAUAACCAAUUAGAUUUGUUGUGUAGGCCUAACCAAAUGGCAACAUUAAAAACUAACAUGAUAUAAGGGGAAAAAAAGGCUACUGCCACUAAUGCGUUCACCUGAGAGUUUAGCAUUUCAGUCCUGUGUGAAGUCAGACCCUUUUGGCCUGGAUGCCUCGUCUGAUGGGUUUAAAAUUGGAAGACUGUGCAUCUUCAAAUAUUAAGCUGCCAAAUGCAUAGAAAAAGUUCUUUAAGGUAACCAUAAACUGCCGUGCAGGUAGUAG
Messenger RNA from Pelmatolapia mariae (spotted tilapia), 2512 nucleotides. RefSeq names its product protein FAM124A. The transcript is spliced from 5 exons. The record is from RefSeq and is a predicted model, not a curated record. The coding region runs from base 318 to 1880 and encodes 520 amino acids. NCBI's taxonomy places the organism in Eukaryota, Metazoa, Chordata, Actinopteri, Cichliformes, Cichlidae.